Molecule: messenger RNA, 1561 nt
Organism: Daldinia loculata
Lineage: Eukaryota; Fungi; Ascomycota; Sordariomycetes; Xylariales; Hypoxylaceae
Exons: 4
Coding region: 256-1395 (379 amino acids)
Biological process (GO): cardiolipin acyl-chain remodeling; inner mitochondrial membrane organization
Cellular component (GO): mitochondrial membrane
Molecular function (GO): 1-acylglycerophosphocholine O-acyltransferase activity
Source: RefSeq, a predicted model, not a curated record
AGAGAAACUAUUCCUAUAUAAGCAAUAAUAUCCUAUACAAGAAUCAUUCCACCCCCAAAAUAUGAUAUCUCAAAACCACACUUUGCCGGUAUGGUACAUAGUAGUGCUUUUUUGCGCUCGCGCUGUUACACCUGAUUUUUCUUUUGGCGUCCCCAUCGUGCGAACCCGCCUACGGAAACUUCAAAACAUCAUGUAGUCUCUCCUUAAGUAGAAGUCAUUAUUUGCUAUGCCGUCGAGUUCCAACUGCAAAAGUCAAUGGCAUCUCACGAAGUCGACAUGUCCAAUUCCAACCCCAACAAGCUGCCUCUUCAGCAGCCAAGUCUGCCCUGGCGCAUGACUUCUUCCGUUAUUAUGGGCCUAACUGCGGCCCUCUCUAGGGGUUUCUUAUAUGGUUUGAAUUCGGUCGAGGUAACCGGUUUAGAGCGAUUCUUGGAAGUCUUGGACAAGAGGAAAGAUGUCGAAAAGAGGCAGAGAGGUCUCAUUACUGUUUCAAAUCAUGUCAGUGUACUUGAUGAUCCUCUCAUAUGGGGGGUUUUACCGUUUAGUUAUGCCUUCAAUCCGUCUAAUCAUAGAUGGGGUAUGGGAGCCCAUGAUAUAUGCUAUAAGAAUAAGCUACUUGGAUCUUUUUUCUAUGCUGGUCAAGUAUUACCGACUCAUAGGUCAAAACACUCACCUCAUGGGGGACUCUUCCAGCCUACAGUUCCCCAGGCGAUUCGACUUCUGUCUUCAUCGCCGUUCACUACUCCGACACCAGCUCCCUUAGAAGAGUCUCAUGACAUAUUAGAUCCGUUUACUUCGGGGGGUAUGACAUUCACUACUACUGGCACAGACCAAUAUGUCGCGCCGUCUAUAUACUCCCAAAACCGGCAUAGUUGGGUCCAUGUCUUCCCCGAGGCAUGCGUACAUCAGCACCCGAAGAUGUUCUUGCGUUAUUUCAAAUGGGGCAUUUCACGCAUGAUUCUUGAGAGCGAGCCCAUGCCCGACGUGCUACCCAUGUUCAUCGACGGCCCCCAGCGCGUCAUGCCCGAAGACAGGGGAUGGCCACGAUUCCUUCCCCGUUUCCCCGUCAAGUUCCGGGUAGCCUUUGGCGAACUCCUAGACACCGAGAAGAAAUUCGGGGACCUUCGCGCGCGGUGGCAGGAGCUCGUCCGCAAGGAGAAAAGGGGCCUAGCAAUGGGCGAACUAACUGACGAACUUAAAUACGGCAAGGAAGCCGUGAAUCUAAGAAUCGAGGUCGCGAGGAGGGUUCGCGAAGAAGUAGCAAAGGUUCGCAGGAACAUGGGAUAUCCAGAAGAAGAGCCACGUUUCGAGUUAGCAGAGACAUGGGCCCAGGAGCCGACUGAGGAUCGCUUCAAGAGUAAUGUUGAUGACAGUUUAAUCAACAAGAGGAAAUAAAUCAUCUUGAUUUGGCUAUUAUUAUAGAUUUCAAAGCUGAGCGUAUCGUAGAGCAGUAGGUUUUAGAAUAAAUUUAAUGACCGAAUAGAUAUAGGGGCACAUAACAAACAUUUGCUACGGUUACUAAUAAAUCUUGAUAGGAAGGGAUUCAUGGGAUAGGUACCGG